Messenger RNA from Hydra vulgaris (swiftwater hydra), 9268 nucleotides. RefSeq lists its product as uncharacterized. Gene Ontology annotation, cellular component: plasma membrane; protein-containing complex. The record is from RefSeq and is a predicted model, not a curated record. Gene Ontology annotation, biological process: heterophilic cell-cell adhesion; establishment or maintenance of epithelial cell apical/basal polarity. Lineage: Eukaryota; Metazoa; Cnidaria; Hydrozoa; Anthoathecata; Hydridae. Gene Ontology annotation, molecular function: calcium ion binding.
ACUCAAAAAUGUUAAUAAUAUUUUUGCGUACUGAUAUUCAAUGAGUUUUUGAUAGCUUUUUGCGUUUUGGAAACACAGGUUAAUAUAGGUUUGCUCCAAAGACUUAGCAGAUCAACCAUUAUAAAUUUUUGAAUUGCGUUUGUUUACUGUAAAGUUUAUUUUAAACUGACAGAAUCAAAAAAGAAAAUUUUUUUAAACCAUACAAAAGAAACAAAGCUUAGUCAGAGUUAUAUUUGGGACAUUAAUUCUUAUAAUGGUAUGCGAUGAUGCGGUUAUUAAACUGUAGAUUCCAGAGAAUAUGUUUAGACAAAGAAGCUUGGUAAUAAAAUUUUUGGUUGUUGUUUUAACUGUGUGCGCAUUGAUAUGCGCAAAAACAAACGUUAAUCACAAAGCAAAACGAAAACGUAGCUACGUAUAUUACACACAAAGCAACAUAACAGGAAAUGAAUUGAUACUAAAUAAUAGAAAAAAUAACAAUAGUAGCAAAAACUUAUUUGAAAAUAAUAGUUCGAUAAAAAUAAAGAUAGACAAUGGUACAAUCACUUUUAACAAAAAAUUAGACAAGUUGGACAAGUCUAAACUGUACAAAACUAAAAAUAAUAGCAUAAAUUACAAUAGUGAGUCUAACAAAUUAUUAAAACCUAAAAAAAAUAGAGAGCAAUUCAAAAACUCUAAAGUGAACAGAACUUACAAAUACAAUACAGCUGUGAGUUUUGUUAAAGCUAAAACUUUUGAAAAUGAAAGAUAUACAAAAAAUCGAAAAUAUAAACGAAAAGCAGAUCCACAAUAUUACUAUGCUAGAGAACCAGAUUCUUCGAUUGAACCAAAUGAUUUGCUUCGCGAUCAGGAUAUUCCUAGUCAAAACUCUGAAAUGAUAUCGUCGAAUCUUGGGCAAAACAAUAGAUUUUCUGCACCUCAAAUGAUGGAGAGAAAGAGCCUAAGAGAUAGACUUUUGGAGGCACUAAAUCGAAGAGUUCAAAGAGGACCUAUUGUGCAAAACCAUCCAAAUAUAAUGCAAGAUACUUCUGGAUUAAAUGAAAUCGAUCCUACAAUAAAUCCAUCAGAAAGAACUUUUAGAUUGCCUAACCAGAUGGAAACUCCGUAUAAUCAUUUAGGCAGAAAUAGAUUGUUAUUUCAAAAAAAAGAGAUAACUCCGAGACCUUUGCCCUUUAUAAAUCAAAGACAUUUUACUAAUUUGAGACCAUUGCAAGAUGACAUGGAAUUUGGAUCACCGCACAAUAACUUUUUUCAAGGAGAUAGAAUCCAUGAUACUGAUAAUAAGUUUUAUCGAGAAGAAAGAGUGAACAGUUAUGUGCCUUCAUUAAACAGACCAUACGCGAGUGAUGGUUUGCAAAUAAAUCGCAUCGAAAAUCCGAUUUUGCGAGAGCAAGUUCCUAUACCUUCCGAAACAAUACCAUUGCAUAGAAGUCCAAUUUUUGCGUCACACGAAGACAGAGAUUUUCUAAAUGCUGAUCACGGAGCUUCUUUACUUUCAAAUAAUGUUGGAAGUCUUGGAGAUGAAGUUAUGCCGUACGGUUCUUUAGGAGAAACUAAACCUGAACGUUUUAUUUCUCCGAUACAUUCAGAUGAAGACGAUAGUCAAAUGUACGGCCAAGCUGUAAAUCAGGAGUCUGCUAGAGAUGAUUUACAAGAAGAGUUACCUGAAAUGCACCACCACCACCAUGGACGACAUCCAAAAAAAACAUGGGUGACUGAUGUAAAUGUGUUCAGCAAGAAAAAGAAAGUUGAUGAACUUGAUCAAUUUUUCCAAGAAGAUGAUGACCCUAUGGAUGAGUAUGAUCCUUGUGAUUUAAAGCCUUGCCGUAAUGGCGGCAUUUGUAAGAUAAAUGGUAACACCAAUGUGGAGUAUAACUGUAUCUGUCCUCGUACAUUCAAAGGAGUAAAUUGUGAAAUACGUAAUCGCUGUCAUCCCAAUCCAUGUGCACAUGGAUCCAAGUGCACUCAAACAAAAGAAGGAUUUGAGUGCGCCUGUCCUGCAGGCUUUAAAGGCAAACGUUGUACUGAGAGGAAUUACUGUCUUCCAAACCCAUGUUUUAAUGACGGCGUUUGUUCUGAAUCCAACUCAGUAGACAGAUACUCUUGCUCAUGUAUUAGAAAUUGGUUUGGCAAAGUUUGUGAUCAACAUAUUUCAAAGGCAGAUUCUAGUUUAGAGAGUAUGGCCAGCAUCUUACAUGUUGGAGAAACAAAUGAAAAUGCUGUUGAAAAGUCCCAAAUAUCUUUUCCCAGAGAUAAAACUCCAGUUAGUAAAUCUCCAUGUGAGUUCAAUCCUUGUUCUAAUAAUGGAAUGUGUGUAAAUGAUCCAGGAUUAUCUCGUGGUUAUUAUUGUGAGUGCACUGAUGAAUACCAAGGAACCCAUUGUGAAGAACGUAAAUGCAAGUGUCAAAAUGGAGGUUCCUGCAUUGGUGAAGGUGUUGAGUCAAAAUGCUUUUGCAAAGCUGGUUAUGGUGGCAUCACUUGUCAAGAACACACACAGUGUAAUGAAGAUACCUGUUUGCAUGGAGGUGUUUGCAUAGAACAAAUAGGAGGUUUCAAAUGUAAGUGCGAUAAUGGUUACAAAGGACAACGUUGUGAAGAGUAUGAUAAGUGUAAACCAAACCCCUGUCUCCAUGGCGGCAGAUGUUUAGAUUUUGGUGAUUUUUCAAAAUGUGAGUGUAAAAAAGGAUUUAAAGGAAAGCAAUGUGAAGAUAUAGAUUUUUGUGUACCUAAUCCUUGUCAAAACAAUGGUCAGUGUUUCGGAUUUCCCGGUGGUUUUCAAUGUGAAUGUCCUAAAGGUUUUAAUGGAAAAACAUGCCAACAUAUUAUUCAUUGCUUGUCAAAUCCAUGUUUGAAUGGUGGUGAAUGCAGUGAAGUUGGACCAACAUAUGAUAAACCACAUGGAUCAUUCGUUUGUCAAUGUAAAUCAGGAUUUUCAGGCGAUUCAUGCCAAAAUCAAGAUUUCUGUCGUUUCUCAUCUUGCUUAAAUGGUGGAACAUGUUCUAAUUCUAAAGAUGGUUUUAUAUGUAAUUGUCCUAAAAAAUACCUUGGGAAAAAUUGUGAAAAAACAAACUACUGCUUUGAUGGCCUUUGUAAAAAUGGUGCAAAUUGUGUAUCACGAGAUGAUCACUUCAGUUGUGAAUGUAUGAUUGGUUUUAAAGGAUCUACAUGUGAAGAAAUUGAUUUUUGUGAGCCAAAUCCAUGUCAGAAUCUUGGGGUUUGUUCAUCUUCAAAGAGUGGCUUUACUUGUCAGUGCACUGAAGGCUUUAAAGGAAUAACUUGCACAGAAAGUGACCCUUGUUUUCCCAAUCCUUGUAUACAUGGAAAAUGCACUGAGUUUGGUGGAAGUUAUUCUUGCAGCUGCACACUUGGUUUUAAAGGACUGAAUUGUGGUGAAAUUGCUCAUUGCGAGCCAAACCCAUGUUUUCAUAAUGGUGUCUGUCAAGAAAUUAAAGGUGGAGUUGGUUUUGUGUGUCAAUGUGUUAGUGGAUACAAAGGUCAAAUGUGCCAAAAAAAAGAUUUGUGUAACCCUAACCCUUGUAGUAAUGAUGGAAAGUGCAGCGAUUUACUUGAAGAUGUUCAAGUGACACCUAAUAGUUUGUUGUCUGGGAAUUAUGUUCCUCAAAAAAGAGCAUCUGAAGGAGAAAUUAAAUGUACCUGUGCUGCAGGAUUUAUGGGAGAGAGAUGUAAUCAAAUCAAUCCAUGUUAUCCAAAUCCUUGCGAACAUAACUCGCUGUGUAUUGCAGAUCACGGUGCAAAUAUUCAGUGUAAUUGCUCACUUGGUUGGAAAGGAAAACAUUGUGAAGAAGCCGAUCUCUGUGCCCCAGACCCUUGCCGGUAUGGUACUCAUUGUCAACAAACAAGUGCUGAAAGUUAUACUUGUUUAAAAAAUCUAUGUAGCCCCAAUCCGUGUAGCAACGGCGGUCAAUGUAUUGUUGUUAACGAUGAAGCUUUCCAAUGUGCAUGUCCAAGAGGAUGGAGAGGAAAAAUAUGUUCUGAACAAGAUUUAUGCGUGCCUAAUCCGUGCGAAAACGGAGGAGUAUGUCACGUUAACAACGACGCAGAAUUUUCGUGCGAGUGUGUUGAUGACUAUAUUGGCGCCAAAUGUCAAGUACACAAAGUUGAAUCAUUGCCAACUAAAAAAAGUUUUUGCGCUGGUUACCCUUGUAAAAACGGAGGUACUUGUCUAGAUACAGAUGGAGGUUUCACCUGCAGAUGUAACAACGGUUUUUCCGGUCCAUUUUGUGAUGAGAGUGUUUGUUUUGGAGCACCAUGUGAAAAUAGUGGCACGUGCGUUCCAUACUAUGGUAUAGCACUUUGUAAAUGUACGGAAGGUUAUACUGGAGCACAUUGUUCAGAAAUUAAAAAACGUGGUCCAAAGUCGUUUCAUAUAUCACAACAGCAAGACCAACAACAGCCCCAUUCCACUGUAACAAAAUCUCAGGUAACAAAUGUGAGUCCGUCUGCAAUCUUGUUUCAGCGCGUUGAAGAGAUCCUUAAUUCUGACAAAGAGGUUGAUACGAUACAGCCAAAUCUUAUAGAAGGAUCUAAAUUAACGGCGGAGAACGAUAAGCCAAAACAUAUUACGCCCCCAACUCAUUCAUCUAAUCCCGUUAUCGCUCCUACUGAGAUUCAAACAAUUUCGCCAAUUACAUUUAGACUACCGGACUUAUUGACGACAUUAACUUAUCCGACCACGGCAAUUCAACCGGCACCGACGUUUUUGGUUCAUGUGCAAUCUAAAAGUCAGAGUAUUGACGAUGUUUGUAAUCCGAACUUAUGUGAACACGGAGGUACCUGCGUAGUGCGCAGCGACAAUCAACCAGAGUGUAUAUGCUUGACAGAUUUUUCUGGACCCAGAUGUGAAGACAUCGGUAUGUUGGGUUACUCAUCGGCACCAAAGUUUUUCCCUAAUGAUGAAUGUAACCACUGCGAUAAGAAUGCGGUAUGCACGAACGGGCAUUGUAUAUGCGCGAAAGGUUUUGUUGGAGAUGGCUUGGAAUGUUGGCCAUUUUCAUCUGCUGAUAGUGAGUGGAAUUGCAAUCCGAAUCCGUGCCAAAACGGAGGCACAUGCAAGAAUGGUCGCUCACACUGCGUGUGCAGAUUAGGUUAUGUGGGAAUUUUUUGUGAAAAAUAUUGCCCUCCGUCUGUUCAUUUGAGCUUUGAUUCCAAGAAAGACAACUUUGUUCAAGACGAAUCUGGAAACGAAAACAACGCUGUUUUAAUGAACGGCGCUAAAGUAGUUUAUGAGGGUGGCAAAUGUGACUCUGGCGUGUCACUCUCCGGCGGUGAUAUUUUGUUUGAUGGUGAGAAAUUUAAAAACAAACCUGUCGACGCGAUAACAAUGGCUCUCUGGAUAAAAUUGGAUUCCACAUCCGGAAUCCAAUCUGUUUUUGAUACAGUUGGAGGAAAACACUCUACUCAUCGUGAUGGCCAGUAUCACGUGGAAAUUGACAACGGAAAAAUUCGUUGGUUCCAUCGUAAUGAGUACCACAUGACUAUUUUUAGUGUUGUUACUAAACCAAUUUUGCAAAAUAAUGUUUGGACUCACAUAGGAGGUACCUACAAUGCAGCCAAAAGGGAAGCUAAGCUAUUUCUGAACGGCGACUUGGUUGGUAUUGACAAUCACACAUCUAUAUUAAGGAACCUUUCACAAGAUUGGGAAACCAAAACGGGCAUUGGUAAACACGAGCAUCCGUUCGGUAACCGACUACUUCGUGGAAUGAUAGAUGAAUUUUACAUAUUUUCAUGCGAAUUGCCUAGAAUUGAAGUACUUGUUUUAAUGCAUCACUGCAAAAUUUAUUGGAAAAAUGACGAAAGAAAGAAAAAACCAACAUUAGUUCGCUCUAAUCCAAUACUUUUUUAUAAUGGUGACUCAUCUGUCCAUCAUGAUAACUAUGGCUAUGUGACGAAAGAAUCAAAUCCAUCUGUAAAAAUUGAAAGGAUAUCUUUUAGCAAUAAACCAGUUACAGCUGAAGUCACUGUUCCGGGACAGGCUAGGUAUAACAUUCCAACACACAUGGAUUUAAGUAGACCAGAGCUAGGAAGCACUGAAAUAUCUGGAUAUAAGAACAUAUUGCCUAAUGGACCGUCUGCAUUGUAUAGUGAGAUGCGUGAAUUGCUACAAAAUGAAGGACUUCUGGAUCAAGAUAAACAUGGGCAACUCUUAAACAUAAAUGAGCAAUCUCUUCGCGAUAUUGAGAAAAAAUUAAAUAUUAAACUCAAACCUAAUAUAAAAUCUAGAUACAGCCAUGCUCCUAUCAUUAGAAAUGAUAACCAUGAGCUUCCAUUUAGUCCUCAUGCAUAUUUUAGUGUAGCAGAUAAUAUUGUUGGUGUUUCAAGGUCAACGCUUCCAGAGAAUCCUGACGAUAUUUCAAACGUAAAUAUAGCCGGACCGACCGCAUUUAUGUUCAAUCACGAAAACACGCCUCAAACUAUAGGUAUUGAAACGGAAAGAUCAAAACAACCUUUUGUUUUAAGCAAUUAUAAAGCCAAACCUGAUCCUAGGUGGUUCCAAUGGCAAAAAGGGCUGGCAAUGGUUAGUGGUGGCACAUACACAAAUACUCAUUCAAACACUCUUCAAAGAAAUGAUCCAGGAAAUGUUAAUGCUAAUACGCAUGUUUCUUCUAGCCAAGGUGCAAAAACUGGAACAAAGAUUUCUAGUUCAUCGCCUGAUCAGCCACCUCAACAAUUAGUAUCUAGCAGUCAUCCUUUUGUUCAACUAAAACAUCUGCUACCUGUUUCAAGUCACGUUUUUCCACAGCAGAGUUUUACAAAUCAGCAGCUACAUAGUUCUUAUAACACGUAUAAUCCUAAUACGCAGAGUAUAAAUAAUCAUCUACAACAGCAACAAAUACCUCGGGAGUUUGCAGCGAUGCGAGAUUUGAUAAUGCAGUACCCGCAUGCCCCAUGGCAACAUGCACCACAACAACCUCAAAAUCCAAUUAAAUUUACGCAGCAAAGUCAUCAAUGGGGAUACGGUAAUGGCCAAGGAAACGGAAAUGGAAUCGGAACUCCAAGUGCAAGUGGAUCAGGUGGAGGAUGGGGUGCGGGAGGCCCUCUGAGUCAGAAUAUGAAUUUACCUGCUUGGUCUGGUAGUGGCGAUCCUCCGCAUUCAAAAGAUGCACCUAAAAGAACACUAGAUCAACAACUUCCUCCUAAUGCACGUGAAUUGUGGAAUCAAUUUGUUGCUGCUUCGAAAAGGCAAUCUCAGUCUUCGACUCAUGUUUAUAAUACAAAUGUUGCUCAAUCUGGCAUUUUAAUGAAUACACAGUCAGUUAAUAGUGGCAAGAACGUGAAAGUUCAAAGUCAUCAGUAUGGGUUUGGUAAUGGUAACGGUGACGCAAAUGGGUAUGGUAAUCCAGGUGGAUCGGGUACUGGAGGUGGUUGGGGUGCCGGUGGACCUACUUAUCAAAAUACGUGGCUACCUAAUCAACAGAAACCACGGCAACCUCCUUUACAACAAAAAAGUACGAUUCACAGCUCUUCGCUACAAUCUGCGUUAGUAACCAGCUUCACGGCACCUUGGCUAGUAAAAACAAAUAAGCAGAUGCAAAACACUCAAACUGAUAAUUACGGUGUCCCGAGUGCAGUUGUAAAUGCUAAGAGAUCGUAUGUUCCAAGUGCCGAAAACUUUGGUUUACGUCAAAUGAGGCGAAAUAAUUUAGCAGAAAACUAUGUUCCAUUAAAUAGUGAAAACAUGUCCGGCGAGUUAUCUAAAUACGAUACACAGUUUAAAAAACCCACCCAGUUUUCAAGUUAUUUAGAAAAGUAUAAAAAAAGCAUAAUUCCUAAUUUAAAUAAUUACGCGUUAUACGAUUCACAUGAAAUUAAGCAAAAAACGAACUACGAGUUGCACAACCCAGUUUUGACAAACUCUUAUGAGGAUUAUUACAAAAACCAGCAUUUAGUUCAAAACGUCAGAAAAGUGGUUACAAAACCUCUUCCAGAUACUUACUUUAGAAAUUUAUCUUCAAGUCCAAAAUCUUUUGUCAAUCAACCACCUAACAUUUAUGAAAACUUUGAUCCAAACUUCGAAGCCGCCAGAGAGUACAUGAAUUCUCACGUGACGUUGGCAAAGUUUUCGUCUCCUUUUUCAAGUUUUCCUGUUUUAAAUUAUAAAUAUGAGCCCUUAAAGACUUAUUUAAUGAGUCCAAAUAUUAAUGUUGAAAACAAACAGCUUUUAUCUUUAAUACAAAGAAACCCAAAAUCUCAAAUAAGCAGACCCUUGAUUUUAACAGCUAAACGCAGAGAAAACAUGCCGUUUAUACACGGACCUUUUAAUAUAAACAAUAAAAAUAAACAAUUUUUUCCUCCACAGACUGAUAAUAAUAAAGCUUAUAGCUUAAUUAAAAGUGGAGAUGAUCGGUUGGUUCAGUCAGAUACAGGAGCAAGUUUUGUUUCAGUAGACUUUCCUCGAUUAUCAAAUAGUGAAAAAUUGAUGAUGAUGAAAAAGAAGCGAAAGAAGCGCAGUGAAACGUCAAAGAGGUCACUAAGUUCAAUUCGUUAAGUAUAUAGGGAAUUAAAAUUACACAAAUCUGAGUCAUGUUGAAUGUCAUUUUAAUAGUGCAUACAUGUAGAUAGGUACUGAUUUCGUAAAACUGACGUCACUAAAAAUUUAAAAGAAUUGUUUAAUAUUAAAUGAAGAAUGUUUAACUAUUCUUAGUUAGAUAUACAUAUUUAAAGACCACGUGACAAAUACGAUUAAAUUUACAAGUCGCCGUUGAUUUCAUUACAAUAACGCAAUUAAAUGUUUAAAAGUGAAGAAAUUGUUUGUAUUUGUCAAGUUUGCUAGACUAAUUACAUAUUUUUAUGUCUUUGUUAUCGUAAAAUUUAUAAUAAAUUUUGUGUUUACUGGACUGGAACAGUCUGCUAGCCUUUCACCUCUCUUACACUUGAAGUUAUUUUAACUUUAUACAGUUGAUUUUUACAAACUUUUCAAAUAAAACACAAUAUUCCAAAUCUGGCAUUCUUAUAUAACAACUUUUUUUUAUUUUGGCGGACAUUUUAGUUAGUUUGAUGCGGCUUUUGGAAGGACCUUUUUACGCAAUCAUCAAAUAAAUAGAACUCAUUGAAGCAUGCACAACAGUUGUCAUUUAUUUGUAAAAUGUAUUUUGUAUAAUGUUUAUUACCGCAAUUAUUUUUUUACUUCGCACAUUUUUGUUGCUUUGACAUAAAUCUUAAUAAUAUAUUUUUCAUUUAUAACAUUGGAGUUUUUUCCUUAGAGUAAUACAUGUUUAUAAAAAUGCUUUAAGUUUAAAGUCUUUCUUUUUGC